GAUCAUCUUCUCCACUCCUCUGGCUAUCAUUGCCUACUUCCUCAUCUGGUUUGUGCCUGACUUCCCUCCAGGGAUGGAAAGGUCGCAUGGGUUCCUUUGGUACCUGCUUUUCUACUGUCUCUUUGAGACACUGGUCACGUGUUUCCACGUUCCCUACUCCGCACUCACCAUGUUCAUCAGCACAGAGCAGAGUGAGCGGGACUCGGCCACUGCCUAUAGGAUGACUGUGGAGGUGCUGGGCACAGUGAUAGGCACAGCAAUCCAAGGACAAAUUGUGGGCCAAGCCAAUGCGCCUUGUCUCCAGGACCAGAAUGGCUCUGCAGUGAGCUCAGAAGUUGUCAACCAUACACAGAAUGCCUCCUCCCUCAAAGAAACGCAAAAUGCAUACCUGCUGGCAGCAGGAAUCAUCGCCUCCAUCUACGUCAUCUGCGCCAUCAUUCUGAUUCUAGGAGUGCGGGAGCAGAGAGAACCCUAUGAGGCCCAGCAGGCCGAGUCGAUGCCCUUCUUUCAGGGCCUCCGGCUGGUCAUGAGUCAUGGCCCCUAUGUCAAGCUCAUUGCAGGCUUCCUCUUCACCUCCCUGGCUUUCAUGCUGGUGGAGGGCAACUUUGCCUUGUUCUGCACCUAUACUUUGGGGUUUCGGAACGAGUUCCAGAACCUGCUCCUGGCCAUCAUGCUCUCGGCCACCUUCACCAUCCCCAUCUGGCAGUGGUUCCUAACCCGGUUUGGCAAGAAGACAGCUGUAUAUGUCGGGAUCUCAUCAGCAGUUCCUUUUCUCAUCUUGGUGGCCCUCAUGAAGAGUAAUCUAAUCGUCACUUACGUGGUGGCCAUAGCGGCUGGUGUCAGUGUAGCGGCUGCCUUCUUACUACCCUGGUCCAUGCUGCCUGAUGUCAUCGAUGACUUCCGCCUGAAACACCCUCAGUCCCCCGGCACCGAGCCCAUCUUCUUUUCCUUCUAUGUCUUCUUCACCAAGUUUGCCUCUGGAGUUUCCCUGGGCGUGUCCACCCUCAGUCUUGACUUUGCUGAGUACCAGACGCAGGGAUGCUUCCAGCCAGAACAGGUCAAGUUUACACUGAAGAUGCUGGUGACCAUGGCUCCGAUCAUCCUCAUCCUGCUGGGCCUGCUGCUCUUCAAGCUGUACCCCAUUGAUGAGGAGAGGCGGCGACAGAACAAGAAGGCCCUGCAGGCGCUACGAGAUGAAGCCAGCAGCUCAGGUUGCUCUGACACAGACUCCACAGAGCUGGCCAGCAUUCUCUAGGACCUGCCACAUUGCCUGAAGCCACCACACAAAGGACCCCGGGUACCAGGUAGCAUUAGGCACGGGAUCUUUUUGCCCUUGCACUGAGCAGCUGUUCUCCCUGUGUUCAAGACAGGGACCAAGGACUGGAGGGUGAGCGAGCGGCCCGGGACAUACGUGCUCACUGCAGGGCUGGCCGCUCUGUAGCCUUCUCACUGCCGGCCCACAGGGCCAAGCCCUAGGGCUGCCACUGUGAAUAUGCCAAGGACUGGCCGGGCCUAGCUCGGAACACUAAUGUAGAAACGUUUUAUACAGAGACUAAUUAAUAACUUAAUGACUAUGUAUAUAGUGAUGUGUGUAUGUAUAUGUCUGUGAGCUAUUAAUGUUAUUAAUUUUCAUAAAAACUGGAAAACAAAUCCA
Messenger RNA from Psammomys obesus (fat sand rat), 1654 nucleotides. Its product is annotated as sodium-dependent lysophosphatidylcholine symporter 1. Gene Ontology annotation, cellular component: membrane. Gene Ontology annotation, biological process: carbohydrate transport. Gene Ontology annotation, molecular function: lysophospholipid:sodium symporter activity. The record is from RefSeq and is a predicted model, not a curated record. NCBI's taxonomy places the organism in Eukaryota, Metazoa, Chordata, Mammalia, Rodentia, Muridae.